AUGUACCUGAAAGCUGCUGAGCCGCAGCCUGAGCUUUCUCUGUUCCAGGUGGCAUGGUACAAUGAGCUCCUGCCUCCAGCCUUCCACCUGCCCCUUCCAGGACCUACCCUGGCCUUCCUUGUACUCAGCACACCUGCCAUGUUUGACCAAGCCCUCAAGCCCUUCCUGGAGAGCCACUACCUCCAACCACUAACUGACCCAGUGGAUCAGUGUGUGGGCUACCACUUGAGGCGUGUUAUAGAGAGGUUUCCAGAGCUGCAGAUGGAAGUCAUUGCAGACUAUGAGGUACACCCCAACCGGCGUCCUAAGAUUCUGGCCCAGACAGCAGCCCAUGUGGCAGGGGCUGCUUACUACUACCAACGAAGAGAUGUGGAAGAUGACCCUUGGGGAACUCAGCACAUAGCAGGUGUGUGCAUCCAUCCCCGAUUUGGGGGCUGGUUUGCCAUCCGAGGCGUGGUGUUGCUGCCAGGGAUUACAGUGCCAGAUCUGCCACACAGAAAGCCACCUGACUGUGUACCUGCAAGAGCUGACCGCAUAACCCUGCUUGAAGGCUUCAAUUUCCACUGGCGGGACUGGACUUACAGGGAUGCUGUGACCCCUCAGGAACGUUAUUCAGAAGAACAGAAGGCCUACUUUUCUACCCCACCUGCUGAAAGGUUGGCCCUGUUAGGCUUGGCUCAGCCCUCGGAGGAACCUAACACUACAUUGCCUGAGUGUCCCUUUCCUAUGCUCACCAAGCCUCAGAUUCCCAGCAAAGCAAGCAGCUGGCUCAGCCCCAGUGUCUCACCAACUGUGUCCCCUGUUCCUUGAUAUCAUUCUUCUCUAUGGGAUCCCUAAUUUAUGGUGGUACUUGCUAGGGCUUAACUGGCUUUGGUGAGCUAGAUUUUAUUGUAGGGACAGUAUAGCUGCUUUUUGAUAGUAGGCUCAACUUAAAAGGCUGUGUUGGUCAAGAUAAAUCCAAUACAACAGACCCAGAAAUCCCCACUUGGCUUUGGAAUUCAAGAUUAGUCACUGUUAGCAUUCCUAUUAAGUGCUCCAAGGUACUACAUGUUACAGGGCCUUAGGGGCAACCACCCCUUAAGUAGUGACUAAUAAAUGUGAAGCACUUUGAAUGUG
Dipodomys ordii (Ord's kangaroo rat) is the source of this 1116-nucleotide messenger RNA. RefSeq names its product methylmalonic aciduria (cobalamin deficiency) cblC type, with homocystinuria (gene Mmachc). Lineage: Eukaryota; Metazoa; Chordata; Mammalia; Rodentia; Heteromyidae. The transcript is spliced from 4 exons. The record is from RefSeq and is a predicted model, not a curated record. Gene Ontology annotation, biological process: cobalamin metabolic process. Gene Ontology annotation, molecular function: cyanocobalamin reductase (cyanide-eliminating) (NADP+) activity; FAD binding; demethylase activity. The coding region runs from base 1 to 810 and encodes 269 amino acids. Gene Ontology annotation, cellular component: cytoplasm.